AUGGAGGACACCAUCAGGACUUUAGUAGACAACUCACUACCAACCAUUGCUCCAGGACAUGCCAAUGAAUUGGACAAUCGCGUGAUCAUGGAUGAUGGCUUAGAGAACAAUGGUAGAGGUGAGUCUAUCGGUAUUAGCCCUUUCGAUACUAAUGAAAAAUCCCCACCCUCCAUUUUUCAGACACCUGUCAAGGAACUGAAGCCUUUGCCCGACCAUGACAUGUAUGUAUUCCUGGGAGAGAAAAACACAAUUGCAGUGAUUAUUUCAAGCAAGCUCACCAAAACUCAAGAAGAUGAGCUCGUCAAAGUUCUCCAGUCUUACAAGCAAGCGUUGGGGUGGAUCAUCUCAGACAUUAAGGGAAUAAGGCCCACAAUUUGCAUGCAUCGCAUUUUAUGGGAAAUAGAAACUGAACUUGUUCAUCAACACCAAUGCUGCUUGAACCCAGUGGUGUUGGAUUUUGUGAAAGCCGAGGUCCUGAAGCUUCUGGACAUGAGUGCAAGCGGCGAGCAUAGGAAACUACAAAUUCAAGAACUACGAAAGAGAUGGUAA
Molecule: messenger RNA, 549 nt
Organism: Striga hermonthica
Lineage: Eukaryota; Viridiplantae; Streptophyta; Magnoliopsida; Lamiales; Orobanchaceae
Source: the annotation of a GenBank genome assembly